CAGUCCUCUGUUAUUUAUAUUCUAAUAAGAUAAACAGUAGCUUAACAAUGAACAGUGACAGCUUGAAAAAGAAAACAUUUCGAUAAAGUCGACCUGGUUGUAUCUUUCCGUCAUCUUCAACUAAGAUUGUCGAGUUGAUGUCUCUAGUUAAGAUAGAUGGCACAAAAACGUUUGAAUCCAGCAAACGAAAUGCAGAUUACAAGACAACAAAUUGACGAGGGAAUAAAUUUAAGAGUGUCUUGUCUUAACAUGGGAGACAAUUUGAAGUCGUGUUCUGACAAAGAGAUCAUAGGAGUUUUACAAAAAUCGUACGUCUUUCAUGAGGGCAAUAGAACCAACGAGAAAUGUAAGAGAUAUAUCAAAAGGCCUUCAAAGACAUUCUAAAUUCUUAGUUCUUGUAGCAAAAGAAUGUGAUGAUGAAACUUUCAAAGCCUACACUUUUUACAGCAAAGUAAACACUGAACGCUUUUACAAGAUAGUUAAAAGAGCGUUUCAGCUCGCAAAUGACGAUCUUGGCGAGAAAUACUCGACGGGCAAGUUGUCAGACUGUUUUAGUUGUGCCUUUAUGAACCGACCUGAUGAAACCCACUGUAAUCUUCUCGAGAAAGGACAAGAAACACGAUCUGACAAUGUAAACGAUAAUGACAUAAGUCAUCCUAAAACUAAACAUAUUUUAAGUACAAUUGCAGAAGAUGAAUUUAAGUGCUCAUUUCAAUCUGAUGAUGAAACCUGUUUACUUCAUCCGAAUAGAAGUCUUACUUGUUACUUUAAGAAGGGAAGAAAUAACAAACAAAAUUAUUGUUGAUAACAAAACAUGUGAGAAAGAAUUUUUAAGUAGCUACGUAAGAAUUAAGCUAUUUUAAAAUAACACAAAGAAUGUGCAAAGAGGACAGCAAAGAUACAAUUAUGGAUAUUUUUCUACUUAGUUAAAACUGAAAAUUGUUCGCCAUCGCCUUCAAUUAUCAGAAAGCGCGCACCAUGCUUUGAAAGACGUAGUGACGUACAUUGCAAAAAAGUGUAUCAUGAAAAUUGCAUCGCACGCUUUAAAAUCAUUAAGUAAGAAGUAGAAAUGAUUUCAUCAAUUCAUACCCUAAAACAUUUAGCACUUGAUAAAGUUUUCACUGCACGCAAUGUAGCCUUGUUUGGUUACGAUAAAUUGUAAGAUCAGGCAAUUUUGAAUUUUGAUUGUCCCUACAGUGAUUGUCGUGUGCUUUUAUCCUCGCGUUUUUCUGAGAAAAAGAACGAAGGGCGAAGGCAACAAAUUUUGUUAAUAUUGCCUCAUUUUACAAAAAUUGAGUGCAACAGUCUCGGGUUGAUAUUACUUAUUGGAUAUGUUAUUGUUUUUGGUUUUCAGUACAAAAAAUGUGAUAUGCAAGUUUAAAAAGCAAUUAUAUUGCUUAUGGAACAAAAAAUCACUUCUAAAUUCUAGUCAUGUGAAAUUAAUUUAAUCAAAAUUAAUAUAUACUUCAACAGUU
Messenger RNA from Xenia sp. Carnegie-2017, 1475 nucleotides. RefSeq lists its product as uncharacterized. Lineage: Eukaryota; Metazoa; Cnidaria; Anthozoa; Malacalcyonacea; Xeniidae. Bases 320 to 805 code for a protein of 161 amino acids. The transcript is spliced from 2 exons. The record is from RefSeq and is a predicted model, not a curated record.